UCUCCUCAUUUUCUCCCGAGUGUCAACAACAAACCCGCAACUGUGCAGUCCAGUCCAUAACUGUAGACUUCGCUCGCUCUUCUUCUCGUCCUCUCUUCUCUUCUCUUUCUCUCCUUCCUUCUUCUUCGCGUCCGAUUCGGUGCCAAGACCUGCCUGUUCCCCCAGAUCACCGCCACCUCCGACGCUCGCUCGAUCAGAUCCGAGUCAGUCCACAACCUCCCGAUGCUCCCUCGAUCCAUGGCCGUCUGAUCCAGCCAAGAGAGAGACAGAGGGACGGUCCGGAUUGGCGAGAGGGUCCGGGGAUGGGCCACCUGAGCCUGCCCGCGUCGAAGCGGAGCCCCCGCCAGUGGAAGCUCCUGGACCUCGUGAUCGCCGUCCUCCUCGGCCUCGUCCUCCUCUUCUUCCUCCUCGUCUUCACCCGCCUCGGCGACUCCCUCGCCGCCUCCGGCCGCCAGUCCCUCCUCCUCGCCUCCCGCGACCACGCCCGCCUCGUCGCCGCCGUCGAGUCCGGCAAGCUCUACCCCAGCCACAUCGAGUCCUGCCCCGACGACUACGCCGACCACAUGCCCUGCGAGGAUCCGCGGCGCAACAGCCAGCUCAGCCGGGAGAUGAACUUCUACCGGGAGAGGCACUGCCCGCCGCCCGAGGGGACGCCGCUCUGCUUGGUCCCCCCGCCGGAGGGGUACAAGAUCCCGGUGCAGUGGCCGGCCUGCUUGGAUAAGAUAUGGCACAGCAACAUGCCGCAUAAUAAGAUAGCAGACAGGAAAGGCCACCAAGGAUGGAUGAAAGCAGAGGGUCCUUACUUCAUAUUCCCGGGGGGCGGCACGAUGUUUCCUGAUGGAGCUGGACAUUACAUUGAAAAAUUAAAACAGUACAUUCCUAUAACUGGUGGAGUUCUGAGGACUUCUCUUGACAUGGGAUGUGGGGUAGCCAGCUUUGGAGGAUCUCUGCUUGGUGAAGGAAUUCUGACAAUGUCGUUUGCUCCGAGAGAUUCGCACAAAUCGCAAAUACAGUUCGCUCUGGAGAGAGGAAUACCAGCAUUUGUUGCCAUGCUUGGCACUCGGAGGCUCCCAUUUCCCGCCUUUUCUUUUGAUUUUGUCCAUUGCUCCCGCUGUUUGAUCCCAUUUACAGCAUACAAUGCCACAUACUUCAUUGAAGUGGAUCGUUUACUUCGCCCUGGGGGAUACCUGGUCAUCUCUGGCCCUCCUGUACAGUGGCCUAAGCAGGACAAGGAGUGGGCGGAUCUUCAGGCUGUAGCAAGGGCAUUGUGUUACGAUCUGAUUGCUGUGGAUGGGAACACUGUGAUUUGGAAAAAGCCUGGUGGAGAUUCAUGUCUUCCCAAUCAAAAUGAAUUUGGGCUUGAACUAUGUGAUGAAUCUGAUGAUCCAAGUAGUGCAUGGUACUUCAAGUUGAAGAAGUGUGUAGCCAGGACAAGUUCAGUGAAGGGGGAUUAUGCAGUUGGAAUGAUUCCGAAGUGGCCAGAGAGGCUGACAAAAGUUCCUGCACGAGCCAGGCUCGUGAAAAAUGGAGUUGACCUAUUUGAGGCUGACACCCGACGAUGGGCAAGGAGGGUGGCCUACUAUAAGAAUUCACUGAACUUGAAGCUAGGAAGUCCAGCAAUUCGAAAUGUAAUGGACAUGAAUGCAUUCUUUGGAGGCUUUGCAGCAGCAUUAAUAUCUGAUCCUGUUUGGGUAAUGAAUGUUGUUCCUGCUCGCAAGCCAUCAACCCUGGGUGUAAUUUAUGACAGAGGACUUACUGGAGUAUACCAUGAUUGGUGCGAACCUUUCUCCACUUAUCCUCGUACUUAUGAUUUUAUCCAUGUCGCUGGCAUAGAAUUGCUGACAAAAGACCCGAGUACAAGCAAGAGCAGGUGUCACCUUGUGGAUUUGAUGGUUGAGAUGGACCGGAUAUUGCGACCAGAAGGGAAAGUAGUAAUCCGCGAUUCACCUGAAGUAAUUGAUAGAAUAUCUCGUAUAGCCGAUGCGGUCAGAUGGUCGGCCACCAUACACGAGCAGGAGCCUGGCUCCCAUGCGAGAGAGAAGAUUCUCGUCGCGACCAAGAGUUUCUGGAAGCUUCCCACAUCGUCCAGCUGAUGCAUCCUUAAAUUCUUGUACCUUUAGGGGCAUGGCUAAAAUUUUUAAGUUACUUUGCUGCCCCCAUAUUGGGUCUGUUAUAUGUGCAUCAAACAGAUGCUGAUUUGAUCUUUGAUCUCCAUUCAAAGUACUUAAGAUGGAGAAAAUCAGAUGGAGAGAAUGUAUUAGGAGGAUGCAGGGCUUGUAUGCUUGUAGGAUGUAUUAGCAAAAUAUCUCUUAUUGUUCGUCAAUUUGAUUAUAGGUUUAUCUUACUGCAUGCAAUUUUCUCUCCUUUGUACCAAAUUGCUGAAAUGUAUCGAAAUGCUUACUAAAGUUUCAA
This is a messenger RNA of Eucalyptus grandis, 2412 nucleotides long. Its product is annotated as probable pectin methyltransferase QUA3. Gene Ontology annotation, cellular component: cytoplasm; endosome; trans-Golgi network. The record is from RefSeq and is a predicted model, not a curated record. The coding region runs from base 303 to 2093 and encodes 596 amino acids. Gene Ontology annotation, molecular function: methyltransferase activity. NCBI's taxonomy places the organism in Eukaryota, Viridiplantae, Streptophyta, Magnoliopsida, Myrtales, Myrtaceae. The transcript is spliced from 7 exons.